Aspergillus pseudoviridinutans is the source of this 588-nucleotide messenger RNA. Its product is annotated as putative Cu-dependent DNA-binding protein. NCBI's taxonomy places the organism in Eukaryota, Fungi, Ascomycota, Eurotiomycetes, Eurotiales, Aspergillaceae. The record is from RefSeq and is a predicted model, not a curated record. The transcript is spliced from 2 exons. The coding region runs from base 1 to 588 and encodes 195 amino acids.
AUGGUGUUUCUCCGGUUCGGUUUCUCCAGAAAUCAUCCGGUAGACCCUCCCGCCCAAACAGCGCCUUCCAACCCAUCGCACCCCGUCCUUCACUCGACUCUACACCGCCAGCCACCAGCCACGCAUCAAUCCCAGCACCGCUUGCAAGUCAUCCCAGCACGCAUCCCGGCGCAGGGGGCGCCGUCCCCGCACGACCACGACCUUCUCCGCGCCCCCGCAGCUCGACAGAUGCCCACAUGGGCACUCGCACACGGGCAUCCUCAUCCCGGCGCGCGAUCCUCCGCCCCAGCACUCUCAGUCCCACUCCCAGUAUUCACGACCGCGCCCCCACCCUCGCACUUCCCGCUAACCUGCGGGUCGUUCGCGACACCCGCCCUCGGGUCUGUCGCCGACAUCCCCGUCUCGCUGCCUCUGCUGCACAGCGACGCGCACGGCCAGGGGUUCCUGUUCGGCGAUGGCGCGGGCGGGUACGCCGGCGACGGGGUCUUCUCGCUGGAUGACCUGGAUGUGGGUGUGGGUGUGGGCGGGGCUGCGAUGAUGCAGGCCGAAUGGGGGGAUCAGUUCUGGCUGGGAGAUGAUUCUGUGUGA